This is a messenger RNA of Octopus sinensis (East Asian common octopus), 2089 nucleotides long. Its product is annotated as zinc finger protein 879-like. The record is from RefSeq and is a predicted model, not a curated record. Gene Ontology annotation, biological process: regulation of immune system process; negative regulation of transcription by RNA polymerase II; regulation of cytokine production. Bases 730 to 1761 code for a protein of 343 amino acids. The transcript has 2 exons. NCBI's taxonomy places the organism in Eukaryota, Metazoa, Mollusca, Cephalopoda, Octopoda, Octopodidae.
GAGGAAUCUCUCCAAAUUUAAUUUUAGCACUGAAAAAAUGGGAUGCAAUACAAGUAUACAAUGCAUAUCUUGUGUGAAAACUGAAGCUUUUCACCCCAAAGAUUUCGUUUAGCACCAAAUAUGAUCGCAUGGACCCACACCACGCAUUUUUCUCAGAAUUAUGAUAAUUUGGUUAAAACGUCCAUAUGCUCUAGUAGGCUAAAUCUCAGAAUUCACUUUAAUGGUAUGCCCAUCUGUCCAAGCUACGAUUAGAAUUUUGCUUGCAAAUUCGCGCGGAAGUUCGACCGAGGCUAUUUCAGGAAGCUACGACAUAAAUUGCAGGAUAUGCCCUAUGAAUAUAUUGUACUACUAUAUCCAAAAUCCCAAACACUCCGGCUGCUAAGAAACUCUUCUGACAAAUAAAGAACGAAAGAAAUUUCAAUUUGUAGGCCACGUGACAUGAAAUGACCAAUAGAAUUCAUAUAACACCACCACUGAGUCUCCAAGAUAACCGUUACCGAAGCUGUGUCUUCACGUCGGGAAUUAUAGUUAUUUAGCGGCUGUUGUUUAUGAUUGAUGCUAACAAAGGGUCGUUAUUCAGGUAAAGCAGUAUAUUAAGGACAUAUUUCCAAUGGAAAGAAGAUUUUCUGCAGAGGAUACUGAGAGUCUGCUGUGUUAGGGUAGAAAGAUUUAUCAACCAAUUUAUGUCUUCAGAAUGAAAGGAUAAGACUGUAAAAAUUAACUGAGAGAAUGUUUCAGAAAGUGAGCAAAUGUUACAAAUGUGAUAUUUGUGGCAAAGAUCUGACUACAAAAUCUAAUUUAGCUAUUCAUAGGCGCACUCAUACUGGGGGGAAGUCAUACAACUGUGACGUAUGUGAGAAAACAUUCUCUCAAAAAGGAAAUUUAAGAGAACACAAACGUACACAUACAGGAGAGAAGCCAUUUCACUGUGAAAUAUGUGGAAAAUCAUUUUCUUAUAAAGAUAAUAUAAAGAUUCACAAACGUACACACACUGGAGAGAAGCCAUUUCACUGUGAAAUCUGUGGAAAAUCAUUUUCCACUAAAGGUUAUAUAAAAACACAUAAACGUACACACACAGGAGAGAAACCAUACAACUGUGAAAUCUGUGGCAAAGCAUUUUCAGACUGUAGUAGUGCAAGACUUCAUCAGCUUAUUCACACUGGAGAAAAACGAUACCAUUGUGAAAUUUGUGGCAAAACAUUUUCUCAAGUUGGUAAUUUAACAAGACAUGAACGUACUCAUACUGGGGAGAAGCCAUACAAGUGUGAUGAUUGUGGGAAAGCUUUUUCUAAUGCAGGUGCCUGUGAAAUACACAGAGGUGUUCAUUCGAAGCCUUUCCACUGUGAAAUCUGUGAUAAAGCAUUUUCUGUUAAAAAGUCUUUAACAGUUCACAAACGUAUUCACACUGGAGAGAAGCCAUAUCAUUGUGAAGUAUGUGGGAAAGGAUUUACAAACAGAGAAACCUUAAUGAGGCAUAAACGUGGUCACACAGGAGAGAAACCAUAUCACUGUGAAGAUUGUGGAAAAGAUUUUCCUGAUAUCAGCAGCUUAGGAAAUCACAAACGUGUACAUACUGGAGAAAAACCAUACUCCUGUGAAAUCUGUGGCAAAGCAUUUUCUCAAAAUGGUAGUUUAAAAACCCACAGACGUAUUCACACAGGAGAGACACCAUAUCACUGUUUAAUAUGUGGAAAAAAAUUUUCAUUUCAGACCAGCUUAAUGAUACAUAACCGUAUUCAUACUGGAGAAAAGCCACACUAAUGAGAAAUAAAUGGGAAAAUAUUUUCUGAAAUAUCUGUCCUAUUAGUUUAUAAACGCACUCAUACUGGGUAAAAACCAUAUCAGUGUGAAGUUUGUGGGAAGAAAUUUUCCAAUAGUGGCAGCUUAAAAAAGCAUACAUACACACACUAGAAAUCUGUGGCAAAGCAUUUUCUAACUUGAGUUGUUUAAUAAGGCAUAAUCGUACCCAUACUGGGAAAAAACCAUACAGCUGUGUUAUUUGUGGGAAAUCAUUUAAUCGCAGUGAUUAUAUAUCUACACAUAAAUGUACUUUUAAUGAUGAAGAUAAAUCUUACCACUGACUUUUAUA